ACCCAGUUGUUUUAAUUCGUAUCUCCCACCACCUCUCGUUAAUGAACAAGAAAUAGUGUCUCUUUGCGCCUUCUCUUAUUCCAUCUCUUCGUCAUCACUGUGAGAGCCCUCCCUCCCUCUGUUUCGCUCUCUCUCUGUGUCUCUCUCUCUCCCUUUUCAUCUACAUUCACGUGUUCUUGUUCGUUCUUCUAGCAGAAAUUUUUCCUACUACCACUGCUUUUGGAUACCAUGACAACCAGUUUGGGGCUGAUAUAUGGCCCAUGGCAAACAUGGGCAGCAACAGGAGCCUUGAUGAAAGUGAUGCUUCCAUGCGGCAAAGACUUGUCAAUAGUCUAAGCCAGAGCUUCCCAGGGAGUGCGCUGUCACGUGCUCUCAAUUAUAUGGACUCUGAUUCCGAAGAUAUGAAGACCGAUCCUCUGAGUAACAGUUGUUUCACAGAACUACGCCUUGAUAAAGGGCCCAUGGAUGAAGACGAUGAACUAACGAGCCUUGCGUGGCUGCAGGACACCAAUUUGAUCAAGAACAUUAAUGCUGGUGAGGUGGAUGACCAGCUAACAGAUGAGGACGGACAAAAAGAAAAUGGAGACAUACAAGCUGUGGUCCCUGCAUCAACCCCAAUACACCCACCCCAUGUACCAUAUAAUCCUCAAAAACAUAUCAACAAUAAACCCCCUUAUUCCUUUAGUUGCCUAAUUUUUAUGGCAAUUGAGGAAUCCCCACAGAAAAGCUUGCCUGUCAAAGACAUCUACUCUUGGAUAUUAAAGAAUUUCCCUUACUUCCUAAGCGCACCAACAGGUUGGAAAAAUUCAGUGCGGCAUAAUUUGUCACUGAAUAAAUGCUUCAAGAAGGUUGAGAAAGAAAAAGGCCAGAGUAUUGGCAAGGGUUCUCUCUGGUGCAUUGAUCCUGAUUAUCGACCCAACCUGCUCCAGGCCCUACGUAAAACGCCAUACCACCCUUACCAUCAAUUACAGAUGCUGGCCGGUAAUCAGACAGCUCAAGCAAACUCCAAUAGUAAUCAAUACAAUGUGAAACCCGUGCCACUGGCCCCCAAAUUUAGCCCUAACAGCCUUUCACUUUCUCAUCUCUUCCCAUUUUUAAGCAAAAGGUUAGCUCAGUCUGGCUGUGAUACAGAUUCUGACAUCCAUGAUGUGGCAUAUACCUUGAUGUCUAUGAAAGGACUCAAUAAACAAAAUUCCAGACGAUCUGGAGAUGUGGAGAACUCAGGUGAAAAUAAUACUCGUUUGAAACUGAAAAGAAAACAAAGAGGUGCUCCAUAUGGUCCUGUUCGCAAAAAGCAAGCUGGCCCAAUUGUAUGUACCAGCAGCCCGAGUGAGGAUCACAACUACAGUGCCACAUCAACUCAAGCAACAGACGACGACAGCUAUGAUGUAUCCAGCUCUUCUAUCGAUGAUGAGUAUGACUUUGGCCCUGAACCAGAUGAAGGUGAAGAUGAUGAGGAUGCCUACAGUGACUUUGACAGCUACCACAGUGAUUUUGAUGAAGAAGAAAGCUUCAGCGAAGAGGAUACUGGGAACCGCCCACACCAGGCUAAUGGCUCUCAGCAAGCAGUGUCUUCAAACGCAUCAGUUAUUACGUCUGUUGUCAGUAUGACAACUGCAAGCCCAAGCAUCGACUCUGCGACAAAGACUGUCACGAAAGAAGGAUUUCCUUUCGUUCCGCAGUCAGGUAAAAAUGCUAAUGAAGCUAGGGACAAAUUCAUUAACAGACAACACCGCAGUAAGAAGCGGUUGCCCAUUCUUGAUGAAGACGAGAAAAAGAAAAUUGCCGAGGGUGCAGAUGCACUUUUGAACCUGGCAGGGAUCAAGACAACUCAGAUAACGAAAACAUCUACCACAGCUGCAGUUGCAGUAGUUGCAACGACAGCCACUACAAACACAUCACUCUCACUAACCCCUACACCAGCCAUUGAAGCACCGACGUUUACCGUGAUUGGUUCACAAGAUUCAACCUUAUUGAAUGGCUCAGAAACAUGGACAGAGGUUUGCAGCUCGGUGCUCGAGACAUCCGCCAACCAAAAUAAUGUUUCAGUACCCCAGCCCUCCACCACCACCACCACUUCCACCACCACCACCACCACUAAUCAACAGAAUGUCUUGGUGUCUGAGCCCGCUAACGACACCAACCAACAGACUAUUUCAGUGUCUCGGUCUUCUGCCAACCAGCAAUAUGUUUCAGUGUCUGAAUCGUCUGCUAAUCAGCAGGACGUCUCGGUAUCUGAGCCCUCUGCUACCACCCAGGUUUAUGUGUCAACAACCGAACCCUCUGCUAACCAGGAGAGUAUCUUGGCAUCUGGACUCCCUGUUAAACAGGAGGAUGUCUCAGCGUCUGCCAUCAACCAGCAGAGGGUUUCGUGACCAUUGAUUGGCUCAUAACCUCACAUAAUUUCAGGAAUCGGAAGGAAACGUAUGUAACUUCAGUUAAUGGGAAAGGGGAGAAGGUAAAUUGGUCAGGUGAGAAUGAAUGAUUGGUUUAGAAAGGAUCAGAGUGGCUGGUAGAAAGAAAGGGUAGAGGUGAGGGUUGGUAGUUAAUUAGUGAGAUAGGGUAGACAAAAAAGAGAAAAUGAGAGAGAGAGAGAGUGAAAGUUUAAUUGUGGCUCAAUGAAGUUAAAGGUUAAGAAAAAAAAAAUUAUGAAAAAAAUUGAAAGAAAAGUCAAAAACAACAAACUAUUCGAAUGGAUGUGAAUACCAAGGUUUUGAGGAGUUGGAUGUACGAAAGUUAAUUUUUGUGUCCUAUUUCAAGAAGUAGAACAUGAAAUGAAAUAAAUAUGUAAAUUUAAAAACAAAAAAAAAAAGAUCCUCACUAACACAGCAAAUAAA
Messenger RNA from Octopus sinensis (East Asian common octopus), 2837 nucleotides. RefSeq names its product forkhead box protein N3. Gene Ontology annotation, cellular component: nucleus. Gene Ontology annotation, molecular function: cis-regulatory region sequence-specific DNA binding; DNA-binding transcription factor activity. The record is from RefSeq and is a predicted model, not a curated record. The transcript has 8 exons. The coding region runs from base 261 to 2375 and encodes 704 amino acids. Gene Ontology annotation, biological process: regulation of DNA-templated transcription. Lineage: Eukaryota; Metazoa; Mollusca; Cephalopoda; Octopoda; Octopodidae.